AUGGCUAACCAUGGAGGGCUCACGUCCCUGCCGCGCGCUCACCGUCCGCGGGCGCCUAUAAUGAAUAAUCCCCCCAUUACGGCCCCAUUGGCACCGUUACGGCCCGCGCCGCCUGUCACUCUGACCCUUCCCAGGCCGGAAAAUGAACGCGCCACCAACGAGUACGUGGAGACACCCUUCAAGGCCUCCCUGCCUCCACCGACGCCAUCACCGCCGCCUCAUCCGCCGCGAGGCGGAGGUCACCGGCCCACCCGGCUCGUGCUGCCCACCAUCAGCAAGCAGCCGACGCCGGCGGCCACCACCUUCAGCAAGGAACCACCUCCCGAAUGCGCCACCAGACCUUCCAUCAUGUGUCCCGAGUGCGGGAGGUGCCGCUGCGAGUCCUGCCAACAGCCGAGGGCGCUGCCCCAGAAGUGGAUCUGCAACAAUUCCUGUCUCAUCUCCGCGGAUAGUGUUAUUGACUACGCAAGUUGUUUGUGUUGUGUUAAAGGACUGUUUUACCAUUGCAGCGAUACGGACGGCGGGGAAAGUUGUGCGGACGAUCCGUGCGGUUGUGGGCCCGAUCGAAGGACGGCUCGAUGGAGCUGCCUGGCCACCCUUUCGUGCGUUCUACCCUGUUUGUGGCUCUACUGGCCUCUGCGAGGAUGCAAGAGAGCGGUGGAAGCGUGCUAUGCGCGUCAUUCGAGGACUGGUUGCAGGUGCAGGCCGCCUCUACCCACCCCCGAGAAAAGAUUGUUGGACUCGAGCUCGGAUUUUUAG
Molecule: messenger RNA, 759 nt
Organism: Psylliodes chrysocephalus
Lineage: Eukaryota; Metazoa; Arthropoda; Insecta; Coleoptera; Chrysomelidae
Source: the annotation of a GenBank genome assembly